GUGGAGGAACUCAUCUUGCUGCCAACUCACUGUCACACAUUUGUUAAGGGACAUGACCGGCCAUAUUAUUUCCGCCACAACAAUAACAAUUACAAUAAGAACAAUACAUCUCACUCCCGCUGCCUGCCAUGUUCAAGGUCGUCAUACCAGUUUAUUGAAAGCGCACAGGAAUCCUUGCAGAGCAUCAUCACAAAUAGCAGGAGCCUUAGGGGAUUGUCUUUAGGAUGCAUUCAAGACCUCACAGACCAAGCAGACAUCUUCCUCCCCCUUUUGGCCCGUCACCAGUCGAGCAGCCUCAACACCCUAUGCUUGGCCUCAGUGAAGUAUGAUCCGGACUCAUAUGCUCUGCUUGACAUAACGCCCGACAACUUUACAUCGUUUACUAACCUUCAGGUCCUAACCCUAGAUUAUGACUACAUGAGUGAUCGUUUACUGAGUGUCCUGUCCACCCCCUACAAUGCACCUCUAAGGCGGCUUGUCCUACAUGUCCAUGGAAUCGACCAAACUCACCGUGGGACAACAGAGUAUAUGUGGUACCGCUUCAAACAACAACACCCACAGUGUUCCCUGGUGAUGAACUUGAUGCAUUCAUAUGAUGGAGUGGAACAACUUGGCUCAGGACUCUUACACCCAUCCAUGCCCCUCACACACUUCAGGGCCUUCUUCUGUGAGUGGAUCAAUGUAGCAGCUCUUCGCUUGAUGACCAUGUGGUACAGUGAGACGCUACGUCAUCUCACCAUUGUUGAUGCUUUAGACCACAGUGGUUGGGGCAUGCUCACUGAGGGCCGUGACGAUGACCAGGAAACACCAGAUCCACUUGUGAUGUUGGCCUGGAAAUGCAAAAACCUUGAGCACCUUACUCUGUGUGGCUAUGGGUAUGGAGGGAGUGAUGUCGUAGCCAUAGCCCGUCUGCGAGGGGCAGGGCUAAAGGAGCUGCACAUCCCAGAAGAUUGUCUUGAAGCAGAUGAGUCCCACGAACUUGCUGAUGAGGAAUUGAGAACAUUGCAGAGGAUGUGUCAGCUGGCCUGAGCAGAACUUGGCGACCGCUGACCCUAUCUGACCUCCAUCCAUGUGUCCGUACCACCAGCAAGAUCUCUGACACUGACCAAUAUAUGCUUUCCAUUGUGCUGUCAGACUCAGUAAUCAGCUGAGAAUUGUGCGAAAGAUGGAAUUAAUGGCGGGAGAAUUCCAGCAUCAUAAAGAGGUAUUGUAUAUCAAAAAAAGAAAUUCUCUCUGCAGAACAACAAAAGCAAAGUAGAUGGUGAGGAUUUCUUGUACUGCACUGAAUGAAAAUAGCAGAUUUGGUGCAGGGAUACACACCUAAUAAUAAGACACAGUUUUUAAAAGACACAAAGGUGUAUAUGUGAAAUAUGUGUCGCAGUCCAAUAUGGCUAUUAUGAAGAGAAGAUGUAUAUAUUUGUAUUUUUUUCUUUUUUGAGAGACAUCGCAGGGAAGACUAUUUACAGAUGGGUCUUUUGAUCACUGCCCUCUGUAGAUGUUUCCAUCAAUAUGUUCCUAUAGACAUCCUGAAGAUAAAUACUGGUAUGAGUCAGGACAGCUUCCAUGCUAGACAUUUUAAAUCUUCAUUACAGCAUAACCUUCCAUAUUUAAGAUAUUCAUUUUGUAUUUUAGGGUAAGUUAUCUCCCUCUUGAGAUAAUACCUUGUUAAAAUUGUCCAUGAACAGUGGACAAUAUUAUCUUCAUUUUGGGUGUCAACAACCUGUUUAUCUGGUCACUAUGAAGCUUCCCAUAAGCUGGAACAGGUUAACAGCUGUUUUAUCUGUAUUGGAGGCAGCCAAAGUCUGGAAGCACAUAACUGGAGGCUUUCCUAAAAUCUGUGAUUUGAUAUUUUUCUUGUGUAUGUAUGUAGAAGUAUACUCAAAACCAAGACAACUAUAAGCAUUAAUUGCAACUGUGUAUGAUGGCAGAAGAACAGACCUAUUUCUAUUUAGAUGGUUUUAGAAAAGCUUUAAAAGAAAUUAUUUUCUUGGAAACAUUUUAUCUUAAGAUCAAUGUUCAGUAGAACAGUUAUGGUUUCAAAGAACUUUAGUGUGCAAUAAUAAAGACCUUAUGCAAUAUGUAUUUGAGAAGCUAGCACAAGGACUGCAUACAGUUAGAAUACUGAGAAAGAACAGUCUGCCUUCAACUUUAAAAUGUCAUUAAGCAUCUUUGUGAAUCUCCUCUCAGAUAGUUAACAAUGUCUCUGCAGUCUGAGAGUAAACAUCUUGAUUUUAAGAAUAAUGUUAUAAGCUAUAGGAUUUUUAUGAGUCAGCCAAACUGCUUUGAAUAUAAGUAUAGAAAGGACAAAAUAUAACAUCCUUAGUUGUAUUUUUCUUUUGAAGAGUUUAGUUUAUUUAGUAAUAUUUUCUCAUAUAUAUAUAUAUAGAUAUUGGUUAAGUUACAGGAAUUUAUGUGAUAAGAGUAACAAUUCCACUUACAUUUUAAAUGCCAACAGGAUAAAGAAAAGCAUAAAUAGUACUAAUCCUCUGGAACAGAGUAUUGUUCUUUGAUAACAGGAUGAUCUUGAGUGUGUGUAAGUGUACAUUGUUGUCAAUUAGAACCUUUGGAGUGAUUGAUUGAGUGAAAUGCAAAUGGGAAAGGAAAUUUUAAAGUAGAGGAAAGGAGAAGAGAGGAAUUAUGUUGCUUUACAGUCAUUCUAUUUUUCAAUGUCGCUUGACCUUGCAGUUUGAUUACGCGUGAAGAUUUAUCUUUGAACAUUUGGGAAAUUGUAUGUGUUCCUUUUUUAUGAACUGCACGGAACUGAAUAUGGUGUAGUGUUUCACAUUCCAAAUUGGUUUUGAGAAGAAUUUAUUAAAUUAAUCAUUCAGUGCAAGACACACAGAGCUUAAACGGUUGGCAGAAGAACAGCUCAAACUUAUAGGAAGUCCAGAAGGGGCAUUCAAUGUUUUUGAUUUUCUUUGUUAAAUUAUUUUUGGGCAGCAGCUCUUCCUGUCCCUUUUUGGAAAACUUGAAUAGGAAAGAUUGUUAUUCACACUUCAGGCAUCUGUAGUAGAAUAUCUUUUCAAUUAAUUCAUGCCCAAGAAAUCCAAGCAGGACAUGGUCAUUAUAACUUCUAUUUUAUUAUCUGUGUCAUGGACUUUUUGUUUGCUCUGUUUGUGACCCAAGAUGUUUAAAAGUCUUUUUUUUUUUUUUUUUUUAUGCACAAUAUCACUUCAAACCUCUCUUAAGAAAAUACGAAAUUCAUAAGAAGUACUUCCAUUGAUUUUAGAAACACUGUGUGAUGCAUACUUGAUAACCUUAUGACACAGAAAGUACUUGGAGAAGUGAUUUCUCUAAAUAUCUUAUAUUUAGCCAAUUGGAUUGACUUUUUCUGAGAAUCAGGAUUUACUAUCUAUAAGAGUUUUGUGCACAUGUGGAAGAAAAAAAGGAACAUUAUCACAUCAAAGUCCAGGAUUUUAGAUAUGUUAAAGUUCAGUGGAUAUGAAAAGAAAGAGGACUUUGCGGAUGUAGGAAUCAUUGUUUAAUUCUCCUGUGUUCUUUUCUUUCUUGUUAGUGACUCAUAGAUAGGCAUGGUUUAAUUUCUUAUAUUUUCCUAUUUUGUAUUCUUUUUCUGUUUUUACUUUUUCUUGCAUCCUUCUUCACUUUACUUUCCUCCUCCUCGUCCUCAUCCUUAUCCUCCUCCUCCUCCUCCUUCUCCUCC
Penaeus vannamei (Pacific white shrimp) is the source of this 3661-nucleotide messenger RNA. Lineage: Eukaryota; Metazoa; Arthropoda; Malacostraca; Decapoda; Penaeidae. The record is from RefSeq and is a predicted model, not a curated record.